CGGACGGCCCCGCUCUGCCCCCCGCGCCCUCCCCGGCCUUCCGCGGGGACCUGGUCGGCCUUCUCGACGCCGAGCGCGGGCUGCGCCCCGGGUGCUCCGGAGAAGCGGGUGUAGCCGGCAGCGGACGCCUUCCCCGGCGGCCCCCCGGGGCACCUUGCUCGGGCACCCGGGACGGCCGACUUCACUCUGGCUCCGUCCCUUUGUGUCGGGGCUUCCGCUGCGUCGGGGGGGAAGGUUACGGGCGCUCUGCGGUGCACCCCGUGCUGUCCGGCCCGGCUUCCCUGCAGCUGGCCGGGGACCCCCGGGGAGCGCACGGUGGCGGCCCUGGGUGGUCUCCCCCCGCCCGCCCGCCGUGCAGUCCAGCUGCAGCUGCCCCGGGCCGCGGAGGCGGACAUUGGGCAGUGCGGGCGGGAGGAUCCGCAGAGCUGGCCGCUGAACGGCCUCCCGCGGGCGUCCUGUGCCCCGCCGCCCCGACACUCCGCCGUGCGGGACCGGACCGGCUGUGGCUCCGAGAAGUAGCCCAGCCUCUCCCAGACGCGGAGGCCAGCUUCGCUCCCCGUCGCCUGCAGAGCCCGGUCCCGGGAAGAGAGCUCCCGGUCACAGCUUGCUGGGGGACGCCGGGUCCAAGUGGAGCGGGUCCCAGCCCUGGUCCCUCCUCCGGUGGCCCUCGCCUUGCCUGCACAGGACGUUGACUGUCGUUUGGAAAGAAGAGGAGAAAAGUUCUGCUGCGAGAUGAGGCUUGAUGUCUCAGACACGUCCUGUGCCGGACGUCCUUUCCCAGCUCUGCCCUUUUACAGCUGAAGCUGAAACUCAGGGUGGAUCGUGGGUGAUGACCUCCUUCUAGAAAGAGUGCCGGGUUGUAUCUUGGAAAGAGGGCUGCGAGGUUUCUUUCAGCUUCCGGAGGGAAGGGGUUUCCAGGCAGAGAAAGUUUGUGUAUUUCGUUCCAAGUAACAAAAGUACCUGGAAUGUUUUUUCAAAAUUACUUUUUUUAGUAAUCGCUUAAGGAAAAGUUCAGACAGUGAAGAGGAGGCCACCCCGGUGGGCUGCGGAGCACCCUCCUCAGGAGCUCGGCAGCCUUGCUCGGUCUUCCUGCUUCCCUGUGAUGGGGUAUUUCAAAGACAGUCUGAGCGUGUGACAGGAACUGAGAGAUCACGCUGGUUUGCCUGAAAACCUGUCCCCAGCACGCUUGGUGGCGGCCGAAGAUCGCGGUGACGGGGCAGCUCAGAGCUGAGUCUGUCUCCUGCUCUUCAAGCUCUUCUGCUGGAGUCGGGGUUGCUGGCCAGAGCCUGUGAGAGCAGCUGCAGGAAAGGGAGAGGCCGCUUGCCAUGAACUGCGGGGAGUCUGCCAGGCCAGGGUCCCCUUUUUUGGGGGGGGCACCCUGAUGGGACAGGCACAGUGCCCUUCCCUGGCUCCGCCCACCACAUGGGACCCUCAGUCCUUCGGUCUUCUCCAGUUUCUCUGUAUGGUCAGCCGGUGGUCUGGAGGCUGCUGUUCUCUGACCCGGGGCUGAACCCUGCAUGGCCUGCUUGUCCACUAACAUCGGGGGGUUUUGAGCAAAAUACCAUGACCCGUGAGGAGCUGAUGGGACUGAACUCAGCAAGCCCUUCUGGCUGACUGUGGAGCAGACGGAGGUGUGUAAUACCUGACGCUGUCUUUACCCAGAACUGCGUGGUGAGUCAGGCUCUGCAGUUAGGACAGCCUGGGAAGUGGGACGUCCUGUGUGCUGUGUUCGAAGGGUCGAGCGCCCAGGCCACCGUCCCGGGCUGCCCGAGAAGCGGUGCUUGGAGGGGUCUGUGUGCCCACUUCCGCCGCCUUCUGUGCUGACCGUCCGUGCUCUGCUAACUUUGUCCCAAACACAAAUGUCUGAGGAGGGUGAUCCUCAUCGGCCACCGUGAUCCUUCCUCAGCCUGACCCAUCAUCCCAACGUGGCUCUGGUGACAGCUUGUCGGCUCGUGUCAUUGGAUGUGCUGCCCUGGAGCUACCCCUCCUCAGGGCAUGAUGUUUGCUCGAGGGUUAAAGAGAAAAAGUGCGGAGGAGCCGGAGGACGUGGAAGGCUGCCCGGCCGGUGCCCGGGCCGCGCCCUCCUACAGCCUACAGCGCCAGUCACUCCUGGACAUGUCCCUGGUCAAACUGCAGUUGUGCCACAUGCUGGUGGAGCCCAACCUCUGCCGCUCGGUCCUCAUCGCCAACACAGUGCGGCAGAUCCAGGAGGAGAUGACCCGGGAUGGGACCUGGCGUGUGCUGGCACCGCAGGCGGCAGGGCGGGCGCCGCUGGACCGCCUCGUCUCCACUGACAUCCUGUGCCGCUCCGUGCGGGAGCAGGAGGGAGAGUGCCCUGCCCCUGACAUGGGGGACGGCCAACCAGACCUGGUUCCAGGACCGGCCGUGGCGCCCGCGGCACAGGCGCUGAGGAGCCCGCAGAGCAGCCUCUGGGAAGGGGACGGCUCUCGAGAGAGCAGAGGGGGCUUUCAGAAGUCCCUGGAUCAGAUCUUUGAGACGCUGGAGAGCCAAGCCUCGGGUUCUGUGGAAGAGCUGUUUGCAGAUGUGGACAGCUCCUACUACGACCUGGACGCCGUGCUGACGGGGAUGGUGGGCAGCACCUCAUCGGGCCCCGGCAGUGGGCUCCAGGCCUUCGCCUCUGCUACCACCUCGCCUCCCAGUUCCAGCUGCAGGUCGGAUCUGGGCGAGCUGGACCACGCUGUGGAGAUCCUGGUGGAGACCUGAGCGGGCAGCUGUGCCCUGAUGGGACACGUCAUGGAUGGGUUCCUAAGGCAUCCAGAGUGCUUGGCCUGUGAUGCUCGCUGCCCUGCAUCUGCUGGUUCAGUGCCUGGCUUGUCUGUGAUGAGGAGAACGUUCCAGAACAGCAUCCGGUUGGCCUGUCCCCUUUCUCCCUGAGGGGGCUGGGCAGUUUUCUUUCAGGCUGGUCGUCUGGGCCAGUCUCCCCUCCCGCUGGCUCUGGGCAUCUGCCUCCUCUGUCCUGCUGCCGCUUUGUGGAGGGCUUGACUCACCGGCUCUGUAUCCAGCCUGGUUUUAACUUUAGAUAGGUGAACUUUUUUAAAUUAAGUUUUAUAUGUUUUGGGCAAUAUUUUGUUGUAAGAUAAAUUUUUAAACUUUUUAUACUUUUAUCUUUUUAGAUUUUUUCAGCUAUUUUCUUAAAAGUCUAUUUUUUCUAUAAACGUUUUCUGCUGCUACAUUAGAAACUUACAACCUAAACAGUUGCAGUUGGUGUAUUUCUUUUUUUAAGGUUUAAAUAAGGACUUUUUUUACAGGAAGCUUCACUCCAUGUGGUGUACUUAGAUCAUGAAUUUCCACGUGACGCUGGUGUGAACCUUCUGUCCUGUGACAGUCAGGGCACCUUGCACAGCCCCAUCUUCUAUUCUUGGGUGUCAUGACCAGAUCUGCUGUGCCAGCUCUGUCUUUGUCUGAGUUCUAUCGGGAUUUCUGAAGGUUUUAUUUAUGCCUGUUUAUAUGUAUGUGUUGGAGGUGAAGGUCAGAUCCUGUCUACCGGAAGAUCGGAAGAUCACAGCCACCCCAGGUGUCUCCGGCGGUGCCUUCAGAGGAUCUGACUCUCUGGGCCCCUCGUGUAGUUUUCCCAGCACAAGGGGCCUCUCCCUGGAAGACGCUGCCCUCCAGCGUCCCUCACCACUGUAGAGGGUCCCCGGCUUGUAUGGACAUUAAUCAAGGGAAACCUCACUAAAAUGGAGUGCGGAGGCCCGAACUGGGGGCCCUCACUUUGUCCCACUGGACAUCAAGGAUUGUCAGUCACAGACCCAGCAGAAGAAUCCUUGGCAGGAAAGACUCAGUUUCGGGCCCCACCAGAAAAGGUGCACAUUGCCUCUCCCACCAGGAAGUACCAGCCCCAGUGCCGCAAGCCAGAGACAAGCCCUCAUCAUCAAGGACUCCUGCUUCUUUCCAGUGGGCUUCCAUUCCAAACAGCCCUUCCAGCUUUCUCCUUUUUCCAUAAAUAAUGUUCCUCUUGUUUGUUUGUUGGACUUGCCUAUGGUUCUGCCCUAGCACGUUGCAGUUCUGUCAUUACUGAAUAAACCCAUUUCACUGGUGAAAAGGUCAACACUAACGUGGCCACUGGGCGGGCGUGCUCGGAGGCUGCCGUAUGCUGGUGUGUGCGGAUAGGGCACUGGACUGGAGAAGGCCCACACUUGCUCUGUGACACUGGUGCUGGGACAGAACCAAGAGGUUAAGUCCAGAUUAAAUCUGGACACUUGUCCCAUAUGACUUCUCAAUCCUGAAGGUGUUUGAUGGUGGGGUUGGUGGAGCAGUGCCGCUGAAGUGAGCUUUGGGGUACCUGCCCUGCUCCCUGUGACCCUGCCCUGGACGCUGGGAACACCCACACGUUUUUUAUUUUUUUCACAGGUUUAGAAGUGAGCCGUGCGGGCCCUGCCCAGCUCCUGCUUCUCCUGCUUUUUCUUCUUUACCCAGCCCUUAGCCAAAACGGUCUGUUUUCUUUCCUGCAUAAGACCUUUCUCUUGUAUCAGCCAUGUACACAUUACUUAAUUAAAAAUUACCAAGCAAGCAAAA
Messenger RNA from Neogale vison (American mink), 4536 nucleotides. RefSeq names its product cell division cycle associated 4 (gene CDCA4). Bases 1963 to 2724 code for a protein of 253 amino acids. The transcript has 2 exons. Gene Ontology annotation, molecular function: transcription regulator activity. Gene Ontology annotation, cellular component: nucleus. Lineage: Eukaryota; Metazoa; Chordata; Mammalia; Carnivora; Mustelidae. The record is from RefSeq and is a predicted model, not a curated record.